Messenger RNA from Phoenix dactylifera (date palm), 1429 nucleotides. RefSeq lists its product as uncharacterized. The record is from RefSeq and is a predicted model, not a curated record. NCBI's taxonomy places the organism in Eukaryota, Viridiplantae, Streptophyta, Magnoliopsida, Arecales, Arecaceae.
AUUCGAUUUUCUCAUCGAGCCCCCUCUCGCUCUCUGUCGAGCCUAGGGUUUCGUCUCGUCUCGUCUCGUCUCGGAGGGGAGGAGAAGGAAGAAGCAGAAAUCAUCAAAGGCGAAGAUCAGGGUUCCCGGGAGACCGGAUCGAUGGCGAUGCAUGCGGGAAUUGGGCUCUCCAAAGUCCUGCUUCUUGUCGGAGCAGGGUUUACUGGCUCGAUCAUGCUGCGGAAUGGCCGGCUGUCUGAUAUCUUGUCUGAGCUUCAGGACAUGCUUAAGGGAUUGGAAAAGUCUGCAGAAAAGGCAGGCACUAAUUCUGAAUUAAGCGAUGCCCUUUCUACGCAGGUCCGUCGGUUGUCCAUGGAGGUUCGACAACUUGCCUCUGCACGUCCAGUUACUGUUAUCAGUGGAAAUUCAGGCCAAGCAGGGAACAUGACAUCACUUAUAGUGCCAGCGGCAACCUUGGGUGCAUUAGGCUAUGGGUACAUGUGGUGGAAAGGCGUCUCCUUGUCUGACCUUAUGUAUGUUACGAAGCGUAACAUGGCUAAUGCUGUAUCAAACCUGACAAAGCAUUUGGAGCAAGUCUCUGAUGCUCUUGCUAAAACUAAGAGGCAUCUGACCCAGCGAAUUGAGGGCUUGGAUGGAAAACUGGAUGAGCAAAAAGAGAUAUCUGGUCAAAUAAAACAGGAGGUUACUGAUGCUUGUGGCAGACUUGAGAAUAUUGGUUUUGAGUUAGACAACCUCCAACGAUUGGUUUGGGGUCUGGAUGAGAAGAUGAAUGCAAUUGAGGACAAGCAGAAUUUUGCUUGUGCUGGUGUUAUGUACCUUGUGCGAUAUGCUGAGGGGAAGGGUGGAAAGAUGCCUGAUUCUCUGCAGGAUGGCCUUAAGGGUGCAAACAGGCGUGGUUUCAAUGCAGGAAGUUUGAAGGGUCUGCAACAUAUAACAGCAGCGAUAGAAUCUGGAAAUUUUGACAAGAGCAAGACUGAAUCAAUCUUGCAGAAUGAGAUUGAUUCUUUGGACAACAAGAAGGGCUUGUCCAGGACCACUUCCAUCAAGUGCUGAUGUAAAUGUUGUUCAUAAAGAAACAGGACAGCUGGACUUCAAUAUAUUAUUCAUAUGGAUUUUAGAAAUGACUUUUUCGCGAACUUCUUGUCAUUUAUGUCCAUAGCUUGUGGAGAAAUAGAGUGUCUGAAAUUACAAGUUUGUGAUGCAGAUCUAUAUGGUAUCAGCUAAUUGAACUUUCUAGAAGUUAGCACCAUCAUGGGUUGCAAAAUCCUCUUUGUUGGUUUCAAAUUGUUUGAGAAUCUUGGGUUGUGAGCUAUGCAAUCAAGUGUUGUGGUAGCAGAACCAUGUUUGUUUGCUUGCUUAGUGAAGGUUGAUUGAAAUUUCGAAUAUUUUGAUUUCUGCAUUAGAUAGAGGACAAGAUUGGUCCGAUGAA